GCUGAUUGAUGGCGUUGCUUAGUUACUGUAGCUAGACUGCUAGCCACUGAAUCCACGCAUGAAGCCUUGCUAGCUAGUUACCUGCCAUAGUUACAUGUAUAUGCAUUUGUUUUCAAGCAUAUCGAGGCUACUUGCUACAAAGUAGUUGGUUAGGUAGCUAAUUUACCUGCCUAUUUGAUUUCCCGCGAGUCUUAAAAUCUGCGUGCUUUUGACAGUCAACAACCAGUGUUGCUGGAGACAUCACCUGAUAUGUACAGCCCCAAAGAACUGGAGGGCGAGGUCGACCACUCGUUUUUUGACAGCGAUGGUGAUGUUGAAGACAGUGGCAUUUACAAAGAGCAGAGCAUUAACAGUGAAAUAGGGAGUAAAAGAAGCUCUCUAGCUAAAAAGGAGACAGAUACACAGCCAGAUGCUCCCCAGGCUAAGGGCAUUAUUGGGACAAAGAGGUCCAAUGCUGGGACUAGGGACCCCAGUCCUUUAGAAUUGAUACCUCAACCAGCGACAGAAGAGGAGAGUCAAGUCGUUGGGGCCGAAGACAGGAGCUGGUCUUCUAGCAUAUCCUCCACUAAAUCAGAGAAGGACGGAAGCGUGGAAGGGGAGGUGUCCAGCAUUCACUCUAAGAUCUCCUGUGACAUCCGCACUGCGUCGUCAGCAGAGGAGCAGGAGGAAGGCACAGAUGAUGAUGAGGACGGUUAUCACCAGAGCCAAGACGAAAGCGAGGAAGAGUCGGGGAAGCCAUCCGGUCCAAGGUUGAUACCUGGACCCAAAGGGACACACCACAGCCAUCCCAAGAAGCCUGUCAGGAAGCUUCGCCACAGGAGCCUGUCCCCAUCUUCCAGUUCGUCUGGAUCGGAGACAGACGACAGUUACAGCAGUGGGGAGAGUAGUUCGUCCGAGCCCCCUCUCUCUGUGGACAUGGUGCAUCCCGGAAGCCCAGAUCCCCACCCCAGCCUCCCAACCACACAGACAUUCACAUCAUCCUCUCCCAGACGAAGGCCACCCCGGCUUGGGUCGGCAGCAGACAGCAAAAUGCUUCACCCCAUCACCGUAAACGCCACCAUGGAAGAAGAGGAGGACACGGUGACUGACGUAACCCCACUGUCCACACCAGACGGCAGCCCAGUCCAAUCCCUCAACCUGGGUGUAGGGAGGAAUAUGAUGGUGGUGGAGGCGGAGUAUCAGGGGGCUGGGGGUGUAGGUGUCAGGCAGCAUCAGCAUCAAGGGACUGGGGGGAGCGCUGCCACUGGUAAUCUCAGCAGUAUACCUCCGGAAGAGGAAGGGGGCUCCUGCGACCCAGAUUUGGAUUUAGCCUUACUCAGUCGCCUAGGGAAUGACCUCACCAUCCACUGCCCCAGUAGAGGCGGAAACAGGAAGAACUACUCGUUCAACAACGACGAGGUGCGGCACAUUGACCGCGAGAACCAGAGGCUGCUGCACCAGCUGUCUCUCCGUUCACGACCUCGCAGCACAGGGGCAACCAGCACCAAUAGCAACUCCCUGAGAAGGUCCAAUGGACGGGGUGGGGGACCUCCUCCUGCCCGCCUCUACCACAGCGCCCUCAACCGGCAGCGUGAGCAGCAGCGCAUCGAGAAAGAAAACCUGGCUUUCCUACGGAGGCUAGAGUCUGUGAGGCCCACCCGUGGCAUGAAGAGGGCAGAGCAGCUGGCAGACUAUCAGCGCCAUGCAGGAUACCUGGGCAUCGCCACCCCUUUACCUGCCAUGGACAGAUCGUCAUCCAAAAUGGAGCGAAACACCACCGGAAUGUCACCAGGAAAAAGUCCCCGGCGUGGUAGUACCAACCACCAUCAAAAUGCCAGGACAUCAUCUACCAACACCCCCACUCUCCUACCCAGAUACGCCAGUGCAGAAAUGUCCCAUUCCUGAGAGCUGUGCCCAAGGAGGAGCAUCAUCCCCCAACUCUCCCACCCCCUCCAAGUCCUGCUUGGGGAUAGAAUUGGAUUAAGUUGCCCCUCAGUGCGGUCCCAAGUUAGGUUUUGCAUUUUUUCCCCAGGAAGGGUAAUUUUAGGAUUUUGGGGGUGUCCUACAGAAUAAAGCAUCCUUUUCCGAUAAGCGUUAAAACUAAAGAAUUGUUCUACACUCAAUCUCCAGUUUGCUGUCAUCCGAUGUAACUUAUUUAACACACUUUUGUAAUUAUUACGUUUUAGUGCAUAUUAAUAAUAACCAAAGCAAUCUGAUGGUCAGUUUCCAAGAGUUGGAUAACAAUUACUCCUGGCCUAAAAGAUUUUUCCCUCUUGUACUUCUCUUUUGAUUUCAUGACUAGGCUUGAUUUUGAAGCCAGUCCUGUAUGAUAUACGAGUGAUUGCCAUUAGUCCACCAUUCUCAUAUUUUUUUUUAAAUUGAGGUUCAAGGCUUGCUGCUCUAAACACUUAUGAACUUUGCUUCUCUCGUAAUUUAAAGUGUAUCAUUUCACCCUUGAUAUAGUGUAAUAUGGUUCAGGGACCAGAAACAUUCCUUGGUCAGCAUUGCAGGCAGUCCUAUCUAUGUGCUCAGUGAAUCUAGUACUAAAUUUGCCGUACUGUAUUCAUAGUUUUCAGAACUUUGUGCUACAUUCUAAUGAAAAAUGAGGGAGUUCUUUCAGAUCAAGUAAAGAAUUUGCUAAACAUCAUAGGAGUAAAGUCAUAUAUACUGUAUAUGUUUAUUUUUAUUGAGAUGUGAAUGUUUUGCCGUUUUCCAAUUAAACUGCUUGUUGCACACA
Molecule: messenger RNA, 2716 nt
Organism: Esox lucius (northern pike)
Lineage: Eukaryota; Metazoa; Chordata; Actinopteri; Esociformes; Esocidae
Gene: cfap97
Product: cilia and flagella associated protein 97
Exons: 8
Coding region: 250-1884 (544 amino acids)
Biological process (GO): spermatogenesis
Source: RefSeq, a predicted model, not a curated record